GGCCCCUGCGUAAGACGGGUGCCGUGACAGGCCGGCCAGUGAAGCGCCGCCGGGGGAGGCCGCGACGGAGCUCCAAGACUGGCCAUGGGCUGAGCCACGUCCUCGCCGAGCAGUGAAAGUGACCCUUCUGCGCCCCACCCAUCGGAAAACAUGCCUGGGUGACUCCCUCCCAGAUCUUCCUUGUGGCCUUCCUCACCCUCUGUAGUGACACUAUGCAACCCCAUUGUGACCUGCGAGGCCUCUGGCUCCUGCUGCUGUCCUUGUUCCUGAUCCUCUUUGAGGUGUCCAGAGCUGGCCGACCUGUGGUUAGCUGUCCUGCUGCCUGCCUGUGUGCCAGCAACAUCCUCAGCUGCUCCAAACAGCAACUGCCCAAUGUGCCCCAUUCCUUACCCAGCUACACAGCACUACUGGACCUCAGCCACAACAACCUGAGCCGCCUGCGAGCUGAGUGGACCCCCACACGACUGAUCCACCUGCAUUCCCUGCUGCUGAGCCACAAUCACCUGAACUUCAUCUCCUCUGAGGCCUUCUCCCCAGUACCCAACCUGCGCUACUUAGACCUCUCCUCCAACCAGCUGCGAACGCUAGACGAGUUUCUCUUCACUGAACUGCAAGCACUGGAGGUUCUGCUGCUCUACAAUAACCAUAUCAUGGCGGUGGACCGCUUUGCCUUCGAUGACAUGGCCCAGCUCCAGAAACUCUACUUGAGCCAGAACCAGAUCUCCCGUUUCCCUCUGGAACUGGUCAAUGAAAGAGCCAAGCGACCCAAACUAACACUCUUGGAUCUGUCCUCCAACAAACUGAAGACCUUGCCACUGAGUGACCUGCAGAAGCUGCCAGCAUGGAUCAAGAAUGGACUGUACCUACAUAACAAUCCCCUGGAAUGCACCUGCAAGCUUUACCAGCUCUUUUCACAUUGGCAGUACCGGCAGCUGAGCUCUGUGAUGGACUUUCAGGAGGAUCUGUACUGUGUGCGCUCCAAGGAGCUGCACAAUGUCUUCAACCUGAGUUUCCUCAACUGCAGCGAGUACAAGGAGAGUGCCUGGGAGGCUCACCUGGGUGACACCUUCACUAUCAACUGUGACACCAAGCAGCAGAGAAUGACUAAGGUGUGGGUAACACCAAGCAAUGAACGAGUGCUAGAGGAGGUGGCCAAUGGCACAGUGAGAGUGAGAGUCAAAGAUGGCAAUCUACAAUUCGAGAAGGUGCAGGUUGAAGAUGGGGGUGUGUAUACCUGCUAUGCUAUGGGGGAGACAUUCAAUGAGACACUGUCUGUGGAGUUGAAAGUAUACAACUUCACCAUGCAUGGACACCAUGACACUCUCAACACAGCUUAUACCACCCUAGUGGGUUGUAUCCUCAGUGUGGUCCUGGUUCUCAUAUACCUGUAUCUUACCCCUUGCCGUUGCUGGUGCCGGGGUGUAGAGAAGCCUUCCAGCCAUCAAGGUGACAGCCUCAGCUCUUCCAUGCUUAGUACCACACCCAACCAUGAUCCUAUGGCUGGUGGGGACAAAGAUGAUGGUUUUGACCGGCGGGUGGCCUUCCUGGAACCUGCUGGACCUGGGCAAGGUCAGAACGGCAAGCUCAAGCCAGGUAACACCCUGCCGGUGCCUGAGGCAACAGGCAAGGGCCAACGAAGGAUGUCAGAUCCAGAAUCUGUCAGCUCAGUCUUCUCUGAUACACCCAUUGUGGUGUGAGCAGGAUAGGUUGGUGGGGAGAUUCUGCCCCAGAAGAGGUAAUGCACCCCUGAAGGAUAUGAGGGGAUGGAAGAGAGGGCUGGCUGCCCAAGGGAGUGGGUUCUUCCUGACCUCCAGGGACUUGGUCAUGGGCACAACAGCAGGCAAGAUCCCACUGAGGGUGUGGCUGCCACGAGUUUCAAAUAUGGAUAUAUUAAUCCUCAGGCAGAUGCUACACCCCUACCCAAAGCCCUGGCAAUUCUCAGUGUAGUAGAGGAAGAGGAGCAUGUCUGAGAUGGAUGAGAACGAGGAAGGAGGUAAAGGGAAGAGCAAAUUCCCCAAAUUUUUUUGAGGUCAUCCCUAGCUCCUUAAAGGAAAAUCAUUUGAAAACAGUUUUGUUUUUUUUUUGUCUCUGCCCACCCACACCUGUGAAGUUGUGUGUGUUGGGAGAGCCUCCACAGGAGCCAUGUUGGAAAAGCUGCAGUAUCUUUUUUGGUCAGGAAGUUACACUUCACAGCUGGGGAAUUGAAAAUCUUUGGAAAAUGAGUCAGGAAAACCUGAGGCUUCGAUCAAUAAUGCUCCGUAAAGUUGCUGUGAGACUUUCCACUAUCUUCUUUCGCAGUGAGCCCUGGGUAGAUGGAUCUUAGCAGGAGCCUGGCCUGUUGCCUGUUAUGGCAGCAUGUAGGAUGUGGUGUCUGUGCCUUGUAGUGGGACCAGUGGCGUAGUUAUAGCAUAAAUUGAAAGGCUCCCAUCACAGAAUAGCUGUUAGCAUAAAACUUGUAGAUGAGGGUUACUCCAGAGAGGCUAAUUCCCUGGUUGGAGAAACCCUUGGUUAACAUUUGAUUCCCAGCAUUUAUGUGUCAGACCAGAGUGAAUUGCUGAAAGGCAGAACUUUAACAGAUACCUCCUGUAGAUGUGGUAUGUUGGCCCACUCUCCAGAAGGAUGAGGGUAAAUCAGCUUCUGUGAUGUAGCAGCAAGCUGAACCUACCUGAUAAAAUUUUUUGUGUAUGCCAUCUUUUCAGUCUUCUUAUCAAAGCUAAGGUGGGAUUCUGAGUUUUCUUAAUGUGCUACUUUGCAAAGAGAAGAGUUUAGGAAAGUCUGGCCCCAGCUGGGUUAGACUGGUGUGGAGAUUGAGAGACCUGGUAGGUAUCUCCUCUAUGUUGACAAGGCUGCCUCGCUCCUCUCUCAAGAGAUCUCACUCUUGCUGCAAAGCCAAAGCUUUUUGGGAUUUUGUCAUCUCAAGGGUUGAAAUUGGGUGGUCUCUUUCUCAGAACUGAAGUUUGGAGUGCAGCUUAGAGUUCUAUCCUCUGUAAAGCUCAAGGCAAUCCAGUAGCAGAGGCAACCAAUGACAGAACACUCAGAUGGAAAGUUCUGGCACUCCAUUUCUCAGCCAGAGGUCUGUACGGUUGUGGUUGUUAGGCCAGAGGAACAUAAGAACAUUAGUUCCCAGCCAGAAUCAUAGAAUACUUUGGGUAUGAAGAUGACUGCUCCCUUUAACUUCUCCCUGUAACUGUAGUACAGGUCUGAGAGGUGGUAGCUCUGAGCUUUGGAAGAGGGAUGAGCAGGGCAAAGAUAAAAAUCUUCUUUGAUGUUGGUCCUUUUUAGUGUCUCUUAUCGCCUAUGUUUCCUGUCUCUUGAAAGUUCUCCAGGUCCUUUAGUUUUUUUUGUUUGUUUUUGUUUUUAUAUCUUCCUUUUAGUUCUAAGAGGUGUCAUUUACCUGUGGGUGAGGACUGCUUGCUAGGAGGGCCCAUUAAGAUUGGGGAAGGGACUUAGAGGUCAACAUCUUCCCCUUAUCUGUCCCUGGGAUCUCAAGGCUGCUGUCCAUCUUUUAUUAGUAACCUAGUUUUGUCAAGAGAGAGGUGCAGCAAUUUCCCCCAAGUAGUUGCAUGUUCAUAGGUAUGCAUGCUUAUAAGUAUGCAUGCACACCAGCACCUUGACCUCCAGGACAAUGGAUCUGUAGUCCCCAUUAAUGCCACUUCCAGUACAGUCUCUCACUUUGUGCACAAUUUCAUGCACACAGUUUUCUUGUGCUGUAGGAGAGACAGUGACCAUGCCAGGCUUUUCAGAUACACAAACUAUUGUACUUUAAUUUCUGAAUUUCCUGAAACCUCACAUCUCCAUGACUCUGAAUUACUUCUCUGCAAAAGCUAGAAUUAUAAGACCAUGGGUUGAAGAUCUUGGGAGAAGGGGUUGUGAGGCCCUAGGUAUUUCUUCAGUCUCCUGAGAAACCUUCCUUAAAGACUACAUAUACACAAUACUAAGAACUAGGACAGUGAAGGACCCAGAAGAAAACUAGCAGGAGCAGAGCAGCUAUGAAUUGAUCUUAAUGUUAACUGCUGUAAUAAGACAAGUAGGAAGAAAACAUUUUUUGGCUAUACCUUUGAGACUUAACGAGGAUUUUGUUACCAGAGCAAUAGGUAGCAGGACUCCCUCCUCAGACUUAGUUAGAAACAUGGGAAAAUAUUUUUUCAUGCUGCAGUUUUCCUUCUUGGUACUACCCUUUGCUCUGAAACUCUUACAGUGAAAAUCAAAUGAAGCAAUCCUUCUGAGGCAUUCUAGCUGAGUUUCCCAGGUCUAGGAGGGCCAUUUUCUUCGGGAGUCCUACCUUGAAGCUCUAAGCCUCCCUACUGUAUCCAUUAGUUUGAGAUACCUUGAAGAUGUGCCUGCCUGCCCCACUAAGAGGUUUAUCUUAUUAGCUUCUUCCCAUGGUUUCAGUUGAUAAAACCCAAAGGUAGCUUUCUACUUGGGGGACUGAAUACUCACCAGGAGCAUGCAAUUCAGCAAGCUCUCUAGAACCUGGGUAGAAAACUACCAGAUGUGGUUAUAAGACAAGGCUGAGAGAUCACCCCCCCCCACCCUACCCUGCACCCAUAAGCCAGACAUAUCUCCCAGGAAGCAGGUGUCCUUGGAGACAAGAAUAUGACAGCACUCUACAAUCUGUCCAUGUAAUUAUUUAUGAUCGUUUCUUCUUUGCUUGUAUGUAUUAGGUCCCUGAGAAGGGGCCAGGAGAGAGUUCAUCUCAGCUGGGGAGAGCAAAGCCAACUGAUUCCAGUUUUGUGUGUGUUCUUACCUCCAUAUGUCCUCCUGUGUCUAGGACCCUGUCCCUGCCACUUGUGUACACCCAGGCUGACAGAUCUCAGAGCAUCUGGGCUCUGAAAACUAGAUAAUGACCAUUAAACCUGGCUUGAGUCUCUGU
Molecule: messenger RNA, 4873 nt
Organism: Fukomys damarensis (Damara mole-rat)
Lineage: Eukaryota; Metazoa; Chordata; Mammalia; Rodentia; Bathyergidae
Gene: Amigo1
Product: adhesion molecule with Ig like domain 1
Exons: 2
Coding region: 213-1697 (494 amino acids)
Biological process (GO): brain development
Molecular function (GO): protein binding
Source: RefSeq, a predicted model, not a curated record